Dioscorea cayenensis subsp. rotundata (Guinea yam) is the source of this 1172-nucleotide messenger RNA. Its product is annotated as E3 ubiquitin-protein ligase GW2-like. Gene Ontology annotation, cellular component: cytoplasm. The transcript is spliced from 8 exons. The record is from RefSeq and is a predicted model, not a curated record. Bases 111 to 1040 code for a protein of 309 amino acids. Lineage: Eukaryota; Viridiplantae; Streptophyta; Magnoliopsida; Dioscoreales; Dioscoreaceae.
AUAUUCUCACCCUCUUUUUUUCCUUUUUGUACUCCUUCAAAAGCCCCUCCCUUUCUCUCCCUCUCACGCCAAACCCUAACCCUAAUCCUCCAGAUGAUCUUUGAUCUUCAAUGGGGAACUGGAUCUUCGCCCGCGCCGCUGUCCGGCGCCGGGUGGAAGACCACCUGACGCGGCCGCGGCGUCUCUCUCGGCAGCUCUCCAAUGUGGAUUACAAGAAGCUCCGAAAGCUCAUCGUUUCCGGCAAGCUCGCCCCCUGCUUCGAUGCUCUCGAUGAUGCCUUCUUUGAUGACCUCGAGGAAUGCCCCAUUUGCUUCUUCUAUUAUCCGAGCUUGAAUCGAUCUCGAUGCUGCGAGAAGGGAAUAUGCACUGAGUGUUUCUUGCAGAUGAAACCAACAGAUGUUUCUCAGAAAAUUCAAUGUCCAUACUGCAAAUACUCAUGCUAUGCAGUUGAGUAUCGUGGUGCACGAACCACAGAGGAGAAGGACAUCGAUUUAGCUGAAGAACAAAAGGUCAUUGAAGCAAAAAUGAGAAUGCAGUUUGAAUCUCAAAAUGAGAAGAACAUCUCACUGCCUGAUCAAAGCCAUCUAAUUAGCUCUGAAGUUCAAUCUCCGGCAUCAACAAAUGCCGAACAAUCUGGUGAUGUUAAUGGAAGCAAUGUAGAAGAUCAAAAUGGCACUCUAAUACAAGAAAGUACAGAAAACAAUUACUCUUUGACUCGAAACAUAUGCCGUGCAAGAUGCAGACAUGAAAGGGUUCAUACAAGUCUUGAAGAAGUCAUGUUGAUGGAAACCAUAUGGCAAUCUAUUCAGGAUGCAAGAGUGGAUCGAAGCGAAAACAAAGAGCCUUCUGAAUCAAGUGACACAAUUGAAUCUCAAAUUGAAAUGAAUCCAGAGCUUAACAACAGCAAAAUUUCUGCAUCUUUUGAUGAUGGAGAGUGUCAUUCAUCGAAAUCAUCGUCACCGGAUAAUAAUUCCCCGCAAGAUAAUCCAUUGAAGGUCAUCGAUGUCGUUGGCUCAAGUAAUUCUACUUCCACUUCAUAAUCUUGUGAAUAAUAAUUCUCUCUAAUUAUUUCCAACUCUAUCAUUUGAUCUUGAAAUUUGUUGUAUGUUGUAUGUAUUAUGUUAUUUCUUUCUCAUUUUUUCUGUAUAUUUUAAAUUUAAUAAUGAAAUCUA